CACUGCAUUGAGAAAGCAAAGCAGCCCCUGCGACAAGCUAACGAGUGACGUAUCGACGACGUCUCCGCCCCCGUGCCUGCUCUCUUUUCAGCUCUGCGUCACCAUUACUGCUUAUAGGCGCGCACGCCGACACAUCUUUUUCAGCCUCUUGCCCACCAUUGAAAGUUAAAACCAUUUCUUCUCCUUCUCCAAAUUCAAAGUGUCAUCGGCACAGCUCACAGCAGCUCCUGCCAUGGCAUCUUCUGAAGUCAGUGUGCACGUAGAGGAAGUGGUCGUCGUGACAACGCCUGACACUGCAACCGAUGGCAAUGCCGUGGAGGAAGUAAAGACAGUGCUGGUAACAACUGAUUUAUCACAGCAGAGAAUGAAGACAGGAACUUGUUUCUUUGUAUGUGAAGGUUUAACCGAAGAGAGCAUGGAGGCUGAGACUGAAACCACAACAUUCACAGAAUCCACUCUUUUAGAGAAAGAAGCAGUAAUAGCAGUAAAGCUGUCAGAAGAAGUGGAGAAUCUGGAGCCUGAAGUUAUUUACCCCAUAACCUGCGGAGACAGCAGAGCAAACCUGAUCUGGAAGAAGUUUGUUUGUCCAGGGAUUAACAUCAAGUGUGUCCAGUAUAAUGAGCACGUGAUCAGCCCUAAAGAAUUUGUGCACUUAGCUGGGAAGUCCACGCUGAAGGAUUGGAAGAGAGCAAUUCGCCUGAAUGGUAUCAUGCUAAGGAAAAUCAUGGAUUCUGGAGAGCUGGAUUUCUACCAGCAUGCAAAGGUGUGCUCCAAUACCUGCCGCAGCACUAAAAUUGACCUUGUGGGAACCAGGGCCUCUUUUAGCAGCCAGCAGUCAACUGAGUUCAUUCCCAUUACUCCUGCAUCAGCAGAUAGUAACUGCCUUUCAAACUUUCAAGCCCUCUUAAAUGGUUCACCUGCUACAUUUACAGUGGAACCAUCAGACGACAGUGCUGAAUGGAUAACUACAAUUGGAGAGGACACUGUAACUUUCUGGCGUGGGCUGAAGGAUGCAGGGCUGUUGGAUGAAGUAAUCGAGGAGUUUCAGAACGAGGUGAAGGAGACCCUGAAAGGGUUACAAGACAGGAUUCAACAGCCUCCCUUACAGAUUACUGAUGCUGCAUUGUUAAAUAAUAUUGUGCAAAACUUUGGAAUGUUGGACUUGGUAAAGAAGGUGUUAACAAGUCACAAGAGUCAGAUGGAUCGUUACAGAGAACAGUAUACUCGUAGUUUAGUAGCGUUGGAACAGCAGUGUGAUGAGCACCGCAAAAGAGCCAAAGAACUGAAAAGCAAAUCUCAGCACCUGAACAAUGUUCUGAUGACUCUGACUCCAGUCUCUACCGCUCCCACUCCCAAACGGCCCCGGCUAACACGAGCCACGUCGGGACCUGCCUCUGUGGCAGCUCAUGUUUCAGCACAUCCAACCCAGAUUACACUGACCUCCGCUCUGCCAGUGACUCAAUUAACAAACCUGCCUUUGGGGAAAGUGGUGUCUGCAGUCAGUAACGCCCCCCAACAGAACGCGACAUUCACUACCACCAACUCUCCUCUUCUCGGAGGCUAUACAGUGCUGGCAUCACCGGGCACAGCCAUUCCGAACACAGUAGAGAUCCAGCCAGACGCAUCAAACUUGACUGUCCUCAGCACUGCAGCCAUCCAGGAUGGCAGCACUAUUGUGAAAGUGAUGAGCCCUUUCCAGUUACUCACAUUGCCAGCUUUGGGAGCGACCCUGCAAAACAUGGCAGCCGCUGGAGGUACUUUAAUGGCUGUGCCGACAAGCACCAUUGAAACUUCAGUCACCCAGGCAGAAGAGUCUGCUGUGAUUGAAGUGAAGGACGCACAAGGAGAAAAGCAAUAGGACUGAAAAAAAGGGGAUUUUUUCUGUUUUUUGAGAACCUUGAAAGCUCUGAAUUUGCAUGGAUUGGUGAAUUGAUUUUUAGCGAGAAGUCUGAAGCGUCUAUGAAGUGUUACAUAUUUUGAUGCUGAAAAUAUAAGCUCGUGGAGUCCUAAUUGUAUUGAUGCAUCGCAAAUUGUCUUUUUUUUUUGUUAUAACGAAAUGCAAAAUCUUUAAACAUUGACUUUGUUGAGGUUGUGUGUAUAUUGCUACUUUUAGAAGAUAUUACCAAACAUUCAUUAAGUAAUUUGAUCUAUCAGAAGUCUUUUUUUUAUCUAUCAGUUUAACUGUAGAUCAAUUCUAAGUACCCUGGCAAAUUGCAACAUUUCAAAUGGAACUGUUCUCAUUACUUACUCACUACAUUUACUGACAAAGGUAUUCUGAAAACUCCCAAAGAAAUGCACUCUAUAUUAUGUUUACUAAAACCAGAACACAAGGCUAAGCACAUACCCAGAGAUACUCGGAAUAUAAUAAAUGGAUUCCUAGCUAGAAUAAACUGCAACGCGGGAAUACAUUUUUGAGGUACUCAGAAAUGUAUUUUGCACUCAACAACUGCGUGAGUUUACUAUUUCAUUGUGGUACAACAAACUUUUUAAUCUUUCAGACUUUUAUUUGGCAGUCCUAAAUAAUUGUAUGUACAGUGGUCAUUAUUCAAUUUUUUAUUUUUUUUAAACCUUGAAAAACAUUUUUUAUUUUUUUUUAGAUUUUUAUUUUAGUCACAGCUUUAGUACUCUAACUUAAACUUUUAAAAAGUCAAAUCAAACACCUGUCCGCAUGAAUUAUUUUCAAAUGCAUAAACAAACUAUAAACCCCAACCCCAGAUUGAACAGCAAAAAUGUGUCAGAAAAGUGGUAACAACUGUUUUUUUUCCCCAGUUACUGAUUGAACUGAUCAUCAAAGCUGUGUAAAAUGGCAUGUUGCUCAGUGCAUUGUUGUUUAUUUCGUCCCACAUCGCUUUUUUCACUAAAUAAAUUUGUCAGUCUUCAUUUUUUUAAGUGACACCUUUACACACAUCCGCCCUUUUCAGCGAUUAACUAUAUUUAAUUCCACUUCAAUAUUCUAGUAAUAAAAACACACAAUAGCUACUAAAACUGAUAUGUAAAACAUGUUAAAAGCUUGUUAUUUCUUGUGCAUAAUUGUUCAAUAAGUACAGCUCACUUUGCUUUUCAGCUAUGUAACAUAGCAAAACUAUUAUUCAAAAUACAGUAUUUGCAUUUGGUUUACAAACAAUGUGUACAUGUUACAGCUUAUGAAAAAAAAAACAUACUAUGCUUCUACAAGAAUAGUGUUGUCAAAAUGUUAGGAAUGCCUUAAUAAAAGAUGUUUUAAAAAAAUGACAUGAAAUAUGACCAACAUUCUUUAUUUAAUGUAGGCUUUUGGUUUACAGUUUAACAGAUAGUGAACAACAUUGUGUUUUGUAUUUGUUACCAGUUUCACAAAAUUGAUUAACAAAGUCUGAUAAUAAACUAGACAGUUCUUACAACAUGUAUUUUUUUUUUCUCCACAAGAACAAAUGCAGUAAAUAAUAUUAUUUAAUUUAGAUAUGAAUAUAAAUGCACUAUUCAGUAGUUUGGAGGCUGUUGUUAAACAACCCGUAUUCAUGAAUUUUCAAACUAAGAAAUCUCACAGAUAAGAAAAGAUUCUUAUCAAAGGUAACACAGUUUAGGGAUAUUAAAA
Acipenser ruthenus (sterlet) is the source of this 3571-nucleotide messenger RNA. RefSeq names its product glucocorticoid modulatory element-binding protein 2-like. Gene Ontology annotation, cellular component: nucleus. The transcript is spliced from 11 exons. Gene Ontology annotation, molecular function: DNA-binding transcription activator activity, RNA polymerase II-specific; RNA polymerase II cis-regulatory region sequence-specific DNA binding. Lineage: Eukaryota; Metazoa; Chordata; Actinopteri; Acipenseriformes; Acipenseridae. The record is from RefSeq and is a predicted model, not a curated record. Gene Ontology annotation, biological process: positive regulation of transcription by RNA polymerase II. Bases 233 to 1858 code for a protein of 541 amino acids.